Daldinia caldariorum is the source of this 4319-nucleotide messenger RNA. RefSeq names its product Rxt3-domain-containing protein. The coding region runs from base 395 to 3898 and encodes 1167 amino acids. The transcript is spliced from 2 exons. The record is from RefSeq and is a predicted model, not a curated record. NCBI's taxonomy places the organism in Eukaryota, Fungi, Ascomycota, Sordariomycetes, Xylariales, Hypoxylaceae.
UACUGCUUUACCACUUCUCUUGCCGAGAGCCAAAAGAAGAAAAGUGGAAGAACACCAUUUUCGCGUCGAUGUUGUCAUCCUCUUUUUAUCUCAUUUCUAUCCUAGAUUUAUUUUAUGCCACUUCAUGAGAGAGGCGCGCUGAGUUUAAGAUACACGUCAGUGGGUAGCAACGAGGAGAAAGAAGUAGAGGAGAGCCCAGAAAUCCUGGCAAUAUUUUCCCCCCCUCUACCCCCUUUCGCGACGGGGAAUACUCGAAGGUGUUUUUGGAGCUGGUACUACUUCUGCUGGUGGUCUCUUAGCUCACUCUGCCUAACGUGCCUAUCCUACUGCAUCAUCUCCAUACCUACCUAAGCACUAGGUAGGCCCAGAAAAAAAAAAAAGCCGUUAGGCGGUCAUGGAUUCGAGACAGCCGCCGCCAUCACAACUUCCUUUUGCUCGUAAUGCCGCAUCACCACCAAUUUAUGGUCGAUCACCUUUCCCGCCCACUCCGAACUCGGCUCCGGCGGUAACAACGACUACGCCAUUUCAUCCGUCGAAUACCGUAUCUGCCGGCCCUACCGCGUAUAGUGAACAUCAGCGACGCCCAUCAGACACGGGUCCCUUCUACCCGCAACAGAGACCACCGGCCUAUGCGCCCGAUUCCGCGCCACAUCCCGCACCUACUCACUCGCGACACCAAAGCUCGUCAUCUAUUAAUGCUUCUUUGACACGGAAUAUGCCUCCUCCCUCGUCCCCUCAGCAUCCCAACCAACAGCCUCCUCCGCAUCCACACCAAAUGGGUCACUAUAGUGGUCCGCCCGCACCGAGAGCUCCGCCGGUGAGUCUUGGUCCUCCAGGUGCUUUUCCUUCCGCUCGUGAGCUUCCUGCGCUCAACUCGAUACCGCGAACGGGAAGUACGGGAGGGAGCAUGUCAAUAUCGUCGAUACUAGGAGGUCCUCCUCCGGCCUCACGUGAACUAACACCUGGUCAUCCAGCUUCUUUCCAGCCUCCAGUUACCACUUCCGCCGUUUCGGGCCCGGCGUAUGCUGCACCAGUUCACGCGUCGCCUAGGAUGCAGCCUGCGAAUGAAUACGCUGCUUAUAAUAGGAGACCUCAAACACCAGAUCAAGGUAGACCUUUUGAUACGAGAGAUCCUAGAGGCGCCGCUGUUGGGUCCCCCCCGCAGGGCAUAUAUGGAACCCCUGAAUUGUCCCGAUAUAACACUCCCCAAGCAUACCAACCGCGUGGCCCACAGAUGCCACCAGCCGACGAUAGAAGGGAGCAGCCGGGUCGGAUUUCCGCCACUAACUUACCCCCAAGACCAAGCAGCCAGCCAAGGUCUUAUCAUGGUAUACCUCCGAGACCUGCAGAUCUGGGAAGGGGCCCGCCUCCUGGAGAGCCUGUUUAUGGUAGACGAGAAGAGACGCGGCCUCCUGGCCCGGCGGGGUACGACCCAGAACGACAGCCCCGAACCAUGCCAUACGAAGAGCAACGUCGAUUCGUUACGGAUCGUGAAGCAGAAUUCCAGGAGAGGGAACGAAGAGAAAGAGAAAGAAUGCACUAUGAAGAGCAGCGCGCAUUCGUAGCUAAUAGGGAGCGGGAAAUCGAGAGAGAGCGAGAAAGGGAAAGAGAAAGAGAGAGGGAGAGGGAAAUGGAAAUACGCGAAAGAGCCAGGAGAGAAAGAACUACAUCUGACCCGAGUCGCCCACAUGGCCAACACCCUGCCGAGCUUGGGCCCCAAGUGCUUUCGCGGCAACCGCCUUAUGGAAGAUCGGAUCCCCGAGAGGCAGCGGCCUGGCAGCGGCCUGGAUAUGAUCAAGGACCCCCAAGAGAGCCAUAUAACCAGCAAUACUCCGGCCCGCGACCGAACGAAUUCCCAUCUACUACCGCAGCGCCGUAUGGAACGCAUCCUGCUUUUGCGCAAUCUCCCCAUGAACGUUUUCCAGCUACAGGUCAGCCUCCUCACGUGAUACCUGCCAACCAGCCAGGUUCUCAACCUACGCAUCCUUUCGAGUCGCCUGAUAGGCAUCGUUUUAUCCAGGCUCAUCCUCAUCCCCAUCCCCACCCCCACCCCCAUCCACAUCCCCAGCAACAACCACCGCCACCGGCAACUCAUAGAGGUAGGCCAGUCGACGAUGUUCCCCCUCCGCCUUCAGUAGCAUAUAGCAGCGGGCCAGGUUCUAUGUUCGAAGUGAGUCGAUCGCGUCCUCAGGACGAUGGCCCUGCUCCAAUCGGUCAUCAGCGUACUUUUCUCGGUGUCCAGGAAAUCAACCGCAAAGGACGAGUUUCUCCGCUGCCGCAAGCAGUUCAAGGAGCGCAACCUCAAUUGCAAGGACCCGCCGGUGAGCCUGGGAUCAAGAGUGAAUUCGGCCGCAUGUUCUCCGGCAUAGGAAGCGGUGUUCGCGGUAUCGGUGUCUCUAGUCCAGUGCCAUCUGGCAUGCAACCCCAGUUCUCAAAUUCAGGUGCUCUUCGGCGUGACGAAGAGCAUCCUAGCCAUGAAUUACUUGCAGACGGUCCUGCGAAGCCGAGAGGGAAACGGAGAAAAGCAAAAGAUGAGGAUAGUAAAGGCGAUGAGGAUAGUAACGGUCGAGCUACGCCAGUUGGCCGAGCUAAACGCCCAAAAACCCACGCUCAUCAUCACCAUCACCAUCAUCAUCAUCAUCACCAUCAUGGACCGGAAAGAGCCCCCUCGCCCCUUCAAGCGGCAAGUGGACAGCUUAAAAGCCUUAAAACUAACACGCCUAUACCUUCUCCCACGCGCAAAGACUUCACCGCUCCUUUCACUCACCAUCAUCAACCUCCGAGAUCAACGCCCGCCCCGACCUCGAAGAUGGCGGCACCUGGUCCGACUAUUAUCCCCAAACCGAAACAUAAAAUCUCGUCUCAGGCGGUGCUUGAUAGCAUCGCAGACCGACCACGAAAGCAUCUGGGCGAUGUCGUGUACCAGGUAACUUUGAAGCCUACUAAGUUGGAGUCAUCCCAUGGCAAAUUUGGUUAUGUGUCGAACCCGCGCCCCCUGCCAAUGGACCUGAUCAAGGGUAACGAAAAUUCUACCCUGACUGUCAAGAUUCCUCGUGUGCACCUGAGCCCGUCUGCUCGCGAGGAGAUUACAUCCCGCCGAGCUGUUUGGGGAACUGACAUUUAUACGGACGACUCGGAUAUUGUUGCUGCAUGUAUUCAUGCUGGCUGGAUUCGAGGCGAAUGGGGCGAGGACGUUGAUAUCGAUCUGCUUGAUCUUUAUAAGCCCACGGCUUCGAAGAAGCAACGUGCGACACCUGCUGAGCAACAUCUCGAGGUACUAACUUCGCCCCCAGCCUCGGGUCCGGUUUGGGUACCUGCUGAUCGUGACUUACAUGUUACUGUCCUUAUUCUACCAGCCCUUGAGAAGUAUAGUAGCUCAACGCGCUUCGGCAUCCAGAGCCGCGAAUUCGGAGGGACCUACAACGGGCGUAAGUCGAUUCAUGAUGGGAUUAGCUUUAUGAUCCUAAGCGUGCGCUGGGUGGACGGUGCGGCGCCACAAAGCAGACUUCGCGGCAAGGCGCGUAGGGAGCGAAUUAGGAAAGCUAUGAGCGAAGUCAACAGGAGCCAAGUAGUGGACAUAGGGGAAAGGGAGGUUUUGGGUAGGACGGCCGUAGCGAGGGAUCCUCGUGCCAGCAAAGAUAGGAGUACUAGGAGGACAACCGACGGCACCAGAGACGGUAAUAAAGAGAAUCGGCCCACAGCCGCGCCGAACGGUAACGUUCUUGCAUCGGGUCAAGAGAGACCUCGUGUAGAUACGAAUCUGGACGGUAAGGAUACGGACAAGAAUCGAUCAAGGAAUGACCAAAGCGCAAGGACGAUGGAUGCCACUACGACUGCUGAUGCUGGGGAAGACGCAGCAAAACGUGGGUCGAGCGAGCCUAUGAAAGUUCCUAUGUAGCGUUGAGCUAAGAUCAUAUCAAUGCUUGGGGAUCGAAGAAUAGCUGGAUUCAUUUUGACCGUCACUUCACGGGCGGGUUUAAACCUGACGUUAAGUAAACGAGAUAUAGAUAGGAGAGAUUCUGCCACAGUGCUGAUCAUUCUUCUACAUUCCUUACUCUUGGCGGGUUUUCUAAGAUAGCUUAGGCGCUUAUCUGGUCGUGGUUACUUCCGUCUUGACCUAAUUACCUUAUAGCAUAGCGCGGAGUUGUGAGUAUGAAAAGUGUCAUGAUAGAAAACACAAUCGUCCGAUGUCGCGCUAGUUACUAUAUCCGUCCUUGUGUAUUAAAUCACUAAUUUACAUAGACACAUCUCCACAGCGAAUCCCGUCUAUAUAAUUCUACAAUCUCUUGCCAAUCGAACAGUCUAGACUAUCAUAUAGU